AUGGCCGCCCUCACAGAGAAACAGAAACUUCUACGAGAAGAAGAAAAGCUGACUCGAGCUUUGCAGGAUCUGAAGUUUAAACUCACCGCUCUCUCAGUUCAGGAGGAUGGAUCCAGAGCUUCUCCAGUGAAGCGCAGUGACAGCUGUUUGUUUUUGCCACCUGACAUGUCUAUAGUUCUUCUGGGAAACGACUGGAGACUGAAGGAGGCAGUGGGAAUGAUACUAUUGGGAGAAACAAAGUUCAGUCUGGAUAAUCUACAUAAAUGCGAAAAACUCAGUGGAACAUUUAAGGACAAACCAGUGACUGUGAUCCACACUCCAGACCAUCUGCUCACUACAACCUCUGAACCAGAACAGAUGAUACAAGAGAUUAUAGAUCAGAGUGGCUCUGGUCCUCAUGUGUUCCUGCUGCUUCUAGAGUCUGAAGACUUCAGCGAGGAAGAGAAAACCAGACUAGAGUCAAUCCUGGAGAGUCUCAGUGAGGAGGCCUUUCAACAGACACUAAUGCUUAUGUUCAGGUCUCGAAAAGAGGAACCAGAGUUCAGGGAGAAAUACAUGACAGAGCCACAUGUUAAGGACCUGAUCAUCAGAUGUAGAUACAGAUGUAUGUGGAUGGAACACACUUCCUUUGAUCCAUCUCAUCCUGAUGUAGAGUUCAGACGUAAAGAGCUGUUUUCCAGAAUCAGUGACAUGUUGAAGAAGUCCCCUGCAGAUGGUCUGGACCCUGAGUGUUCUGAAGGAGACACAGAUGUGACCGAGCAGAAAGUCUCUGUGAACCUGGUGCUGUUUGGAAGCUCAGCUUUGAAGACCUCAGCAGCAGAGUUCAUUGGAAGGCGAGAGGACCUCUGUGCAACCAUCAGCCCAGAACCAUGUGAGAAACACCAGUGGGUUAGGGUUAGAGGGAGUGGGCUGUCUCUGCUGGAGCUGCCAUCUCUGUCUGGAAAACCUCUGGAGACCAUGAUGGAGCAGUGUCUCCACUGCCUCUCCCUCUGUGGUCCUCAGGGCGUCCAUGCCUUCAUCCUGGUCCUACCUCAGGGUCCCCUCACUGACGAGGACAAAGAAGAGCUGAGGAGGCUCCAGGACACACUCAGCCCUAAGGUUCUUCCUUACACUAUGGUUCUGUUCACUGGGGACUCAGACCUCACUGCUCCAGAGAAGGUUCUCUUUGACCAAGGAGACAUCCCAGCUCUAACAGUCGACCUGAAGAACCAGGAGCAGGUCUCUGAGCUGCUGCAGUCUGUGGACACUUUAAUGAAGAAGAACCAACCUCACGGCUUCACCACCGAGACUCUGGUCCGAGGACAGAGUGAGAUCAUACGUGACCAGAAGGGAGAAAGAGAGAAAAGACCAGAAACAGGGGAAGGAGAAUGUUUAAGGAUUACUCUGAUCGGGAAAACUGGAACUGGAAAGAGCUCCUCUGGAAACACCAUUUUGGGAGAAGACAGAUUUUUAACCAAACCAAGUCCAGCUGCAGUCACUAAAGUUUGUCAGAAAGAAGAAACUACAGUUGACGGACGCCGUGUUGUCGUAGUGGACACUCCAGGACUGUUUGAUGAAACCUUGUCUCAUAGUGAGGUGGAUGUGGAGAGGCUGAGGUGUGUGAGUCUGCUGGCUCCUGGACCCCACGUCUUUCUGUUGGUGUUAAAGUUAGACAGAUUCACAGAAGAAGACAUAAAGACUGUUGAACUCAUCAAACAGGAGUUUGGUGAAGGUCUGGUAAAGUUUAUGAUCAUUCUCUUCACACACGGAGAUAAGCUGGAGCGUAGUAACACCUCUAUACAGGAUUUCCUCAAAGAAACCGUUGAACCCUUUAAGCAGCUGCUUGGGCAGUGUGGAGGCAGAUACCAUGUGUUUAACAACUAUAAGAUUAAAAACCGUGAUCAGGUCAAAGAGCUGCUUAACACCAUUGACCUCAUGGUGAAAGAGAAUAAUGGAGAGUGUUACACCAGCGACAUGCUGCUACAGGCUGAAGCAAAUACUAAGAGACAGAUGAUGAGGGAGAAGGAGGAGCUCAGGGAGAAGAUGGAGAGAGAGAAGGAUGAGCUCAGGGAGAAGUUCGAGAGAGAGAAGGAGAAGAUGGAGAAGAAGGAGAAGAUGAAGGAGCUGAUGUAG
This is a messenger RNA of Knipowitschia caucasica, 2112 nucleotides long. NCBI's taxonomy places the organism in Eukaryota, Metazoa, Chordata, Actinopteri, Gobiiformes, Gobiidae. The record is from the annotation of a GenBank genome assembly.